This is a messenger RNA of Gryllus bimaculatus (two-spotted cricket), 5357 nucleotides long. The record is from the annotation of a GenBank genome assembly. NCBI's taxonomy places the organism in Eukaryota, Metazoa, Arthropoda, Insecta, Orthoptera, Gryllidae.
GUCGUUUUAAGUAUUAUUAUAGUCACUGCGUACUGCUGCGCAGUCGAGUUUUGGAGGUGUAGGGGUGUUGUGGUUGGGAAUUGGAUGGUGGUUCUUACGGAUGGGGCAGUGACACAAAGAAGAGUUUGUUCUCUUGUCGUACAUUGCGUUGAAACUGUGGAGAUGGUUGAGAAGAUCUUAGAAGAAGUGCAAGGAGCGGAGGCUGAGUGUUGUGAAGUUUUGUCUGCCCUUCACGACAAAACGAACAGUGAUGUUCAGCAGAGGAAGGAGGAGGCCAGGAGGAAACGCCGAAAGAAGAAGCGUUGCGGUUCAAGCCUCGUAUCAUCUUGUUUCCAAGAUUUGUACAGAUUAACAGGAGAAGUAUUGGGUGAAGGUGCUUAUGCUUCUGUACAGACAUGUAUUAAUAUCUGGACUGAUUUGGAAUAUGCUGUAAAAAUAAUUGAAAAAAUUCCGGGCCAUAGUCGCAGCCGUGUUUUUAAGGAGGUGGAAACCUUUCAUCACUGUCAGGGCCAUCCAAACAUUAUCCAGCUAAUAGAAUUUUUUGAAGAUGAUGCAAGGUUCUAUCUAGUGUUUGAAAAAGUUAAUGGAGGACCCUUACUUACUCGUAUUCAAGAACAAAAUAGUUUCACUGAGAAGGAAGCAAGUCAAAUAAUCAGGGAUCUUGCAAGUGCUUUGAAUUAUUUACACACAAAAGGUAUUGCACAUAGAGACUUGAAACCUGAAAACAUACUCUGUGUGUAUCCUGACAAGCUGAGUCCAGUGAAGAUAUGUGACUUUGACCUCAGUUCUGGGAUAAAGUUUAAUGCCAACCUCACUUCGCCACUAGCUACACCGCAGCUGCUUACUCCUGUUGGAAGUGCGGAAUUCAUGGCUCCUGAAGUGGUCGAAGCGUUUGUUGGAGAGACAAGUUGGUACGACAAGCGAUGUGAUCUUUGGUCUUUGGGGGUUAUCAUGUAUAUUCUCUUGUGUGGUUACCCGCCGUUUUAUGGAAGUUGUGGAUCUGAUUGUGGAUGGGAGAGAGGAGAAAACUGCCAUGCUUGCCAGGAAUUGCUGUUCACUUGCAUCCAGGAAGGUUGCUAUGAUUUCCCAGAGAGAGAAUGGGCUGCCAUAUCAGAAGAUGCCAAGGAUGUUAUUCGUAAACUCUUAGUUAAGGAUGCAAGCCGAAGGCUUUCAGCUGGAGAUAUCUUAAAUCAUCCAUGGAUGUGCCCUCAUUCGUCUACGUCAUCUGUGGUUAGCCGCUCUCUUGGCACCCCGCAUAACAUUAGAAGAAAUAAUAGUGCAAGGGAGUUAUCAGCUUUUGCAGAAAGUGCAAUGGUGGUAAACCGUGUUGUGCUGCAGCAUUUCAGUAUGAAUUUGGACUUUCUGAGAGAGAGUAAUGUAGCAGCAAACCCAGAAGGUGAGCAGAACUUCCUGGCAAAUUCCUGUGGAAAUAAUCAAGAAGUCUGUGGGACUGACAUCUUCCUCAAUGGCACUGAUCCUGAAGGUGAUGAUAAAACCACAAAGCUCUUUGGGUUAUCACCUCCAAGUGAGUCUCAUCUCAUUCAACGGCGCAAAGCUCGUAGUUUGAACUGUCACCCGGAACCUGUUGCAAUCAUUGCAGCAUCUCCUAGUGGCUGAUAAUUGUUGCCCACAAUUUUGUACCUGAUUAUUGUUUAGUCUUUAUUGUUCUCAUCAGGUAGGCUAUUCUCUUUUAUGAGAUUGCCUGUUUCACGAAGGUGAUAUCUUUCAUUCAUGUUCCUGUGCAAGGCAUUUGGAAUGCCUUGUGACAAAAAUUGUUUCAUUAGUUUUAAUUUUAUGUAGUAAUCUUUCUGUGUUGAUAAUAUGGACAUGAUGAGAGGGUGUCUUUUGGUAUGAGAUACAAUGAAAAAUUGUGUUUUAGAGACCACUGGUCUUAACAGCACUGUCUUCACAGCAAAAAAAAUACUAUUUGCUGUUAGUGGUCCAUCUUUACAAAUCAAGUAGUGAAUAUUUUCUUCUCAGAAAGUUUUUUUUUUAAACAUAAUUAUGAUGUCCAAUUGUACAUUGUUCUUGAAAAAGGAUGCAGUCUUCAGCAUCCUUAUACACUUAUAUUUAAUUGUAUCACAUGAAUUAUUCAUGAAAUGUUUGUAAUUGACUUACCAACUACUAAUAGUAGUUGUUUUAAUAUAAAUCAUUGAGUGUUUUCAGAGAAGCUAAAAUUCUGUCAGCCCAUAGGAAUUUGCAUUACAGAAUAAUUAAAUUUUUUUUUUGAGAAGAAAACUAAUGGUUAUAAUGAGAAAAAAACAUUAGUGAAUUUGUCUAUAGUUUCUAAAGUUAACGCUUCUGAAUUACAUUAAUAGAAUAAAACAGACUUGCACAGUAAUUCAGAAUGAAUAUAGUGAAUACUAUUUGUUGUUCUUUAGAUACUAAUGAUUUGUAAAGGAGAAAUACCUUUAUAAAUAACUCAGGGUUGUAGACACAUAUUUCACAUUAACCUCUUACUUGAUUUUUUGUAUCUUAUGACUCAGGGCAUGGUGAGAUGUAAUAAGGAUUUUGUGUGUUUUGGCCCCAAGGGCCUAAAUUAAAUGUUUCUUGAACACUUUUGUUCAAAGAUUGUUUAAGUCUCCUGUAUUAUCAGGUUUUGUGAUGACGGCUUUCUCAUCAUGAAUCCAUAACAAAGUUGUGAAAGGAGACAUGGAAAGAAAGCAUCAUUUUGUGGAAUGCUGUUUCAUGUCAUCUUGUGUAAAUAUGUAAAAUAAUAGUUUAUUACUUUCAUGAAUGAAUGAUCUGAGAAAAAGAGUUUUUGUAAUUUCUAGUAAUAAUGAGAAUGUAGCUGUAAUGAAUGACUGAGAACAUACUUAAAAUUAUUCUGUGAUCUUUUUCAUUUGUAAGAGUUCGUUAAAAGUCAUUUUCUUUUUGAUUGUGCAGCAUUCUUUGCAUUUGGAAAGUCCAUUACAAUACGGUUCCUUGGUGUAGCAAAACGCCAAGGUAAAUGGCACAAGAUUUGUUUAUUUAUUUUGUUGUCUUUUUUGUAUAACUGUUUUACUGGUCAUAAAUUUCUAGUUCUCGAUUAAUUUUUGUGUUUUCAUCUUGCUAAAACAGUAGGUAGUGUGAGAAAAAUAUAAAAUCUAACAUACACACUGGCACCAAUGUAACAAUAAAGUGGUAAAAUGUAGGAGAAGUGAUAGAUUCGUUUCAUGGUACUGUCUAGAAAUUAGAAAAGGAAUUUUUACCAACUUAAUCUUCAAUGUAAGAGAUUACAAUUAAAAAUAUACAAAUCUGUAAAGUAAAGCUAAAGGAUUGUACAUAUCUGGCUCACAGUUCCCUCAAUUUUUAACACAACAGUAGUGUAUUUUAUAACAUUUCUGUACCACUUAUCUGUCUAGUCCUGUACAUUUGAUUUAUAUUUUACUUGAGGUGACUUAUUAACAGAACAUUAGGUCAAAAAUUCACUCUAAUUGCAUUCGUGCUUGAAAAUACUGUACUGUUUCAGGCAAGAGUUAUCAUUUGUUUAUAAACAUCUACAUCAAAAUGUUUUAAUAGUGUUCAUAUGUAAUUUUUAUAUGUUAGGUUUACCUUGUAAAAGUGCUAAUUCAAUGCUUCCAGUCUGUAAUAAUAGUGUAAAUGUGCGAUAGUUUGUAAAGAAUGCAAAAUUACUAGCAUUGAGUGUGCUGAUGUCUGCCAAAGCAAGUUCGUCAGCAGAUGAGGGUUACAUGAAGUGCAGUUUUACAUUUGAUGACAGUAUUAGAUGUAAGUUACUGUGGUGUGUCCAGUGCCAAACGUCCAGUGCUGAUGUGUGAUAGUCAUAUUUGCCAGGUGUGUGAUAAGUAUGAAAAACGCUUGUAGUUUAGAUUUUUGUUUAAGAGAUUUAAUUCAAAAAAUAUUUGUUUUCUUACUUUGCAAAAGAAGAAUGAACUCUUUAAUCUUGGUGGCUCAAAUGUAUGAACAUUUUAAAAGGAAUUAAUAGUUUUGGUUUCUCCUCAUUAUUAUUUUUUUCUUUCAAUUGAUUCUGAAUCAAAUUUCAUUCACAUUUUCAGUAUUAUCUUGCAUCUGAAAUUUUUGUUUUUGAGCAAGCCACCUUAGUGAAUGACUGGUAAAUUUAGGUUUACAUUAUGUUAAAAUUAUUUUCUUUUGAAUCCAUUGUGAAUGGAUAGAAAUUUAAAUGAAACCUGCCAUGGAGUAAUAUAUUGUUGCUCAUUAUGUAGGUUUAGUGAUUCAAUUCUGUAGGGUUAUACUUGAAUGAUGAGCAAUUAAUAUGUACAAUCUGAUCAAGAUGUAAUAUUAGUCUGCCAUAGGGCAUAAGUUUAAAUCCAUCUUGUUGAAUUAUUACCCUCCAUAUAUAUGGUGCACAUCAAGAUUCAUGAGAAGAAUUAAUCUGGUUGGUCUAGGAAUGGGUAAUUUGUAGAAUAAUUACUUUAGGAGCUGUAGAACUGAUAAUAGUUCAGAAAUUCACAUAAGUUGAUGUGAUUGCAGCUGAUGUAAAGAAGAAAAUUGUGAAUUGUAGGUCCAGGAAUGAUGCUUGAUCAAUCCACAGUAGUUGAAGUAUUCAAUAUUGUGUAAAAAUGUUCCUCUCACAGAAAAUUUGCAAUAAUAAUUCAUACUUGUUUGCAUGAUAGUGUGUGGAUUGGUGUUGUUCAUUACUUCUCCAAGAUUGUAUUUAUAAUUUUCAGGGGAGAGAAACUGAGAAAUGUUCAUUGUAAUAUCCCCUUGUACUUUGUUCAUACUGAGUCAGACUGAAAUGUCAUAAACUUUUUGAGAAGAAAUUUGAUUGUCAUUCACUUUCUUUUUUAUAAAACAAUGUGAAAGACAAAAAAAAAGUUUCUUUUAAUAUAAGCAAGCACUUAACAGUGUAUGACAAUCUCCUAAUCAAUAUUUCAAGCCCAGGAAAUUGUAUCUUUGCAAUAAUUAUUGUACACAAUCUACAUUUAAAUUUUGAAUCUGCAUUAAAUGUAAAAAAUUAAAAAUUUUAUUUCAUUAGGCACUAAGAAACCACAUGUGCAAAUUGCAGAAACCUUAUGUUGUGUAAAAUACAAUUAUUCUCUUGGAGACAUAGGAAACAAAAUGUGUCAUGAGAGAAUGCCUUUUCUUCUGUAGUGAAAGAUGCAUAAAAUUAAUAAGUUUGUGUACUUUUUUAUGUUAACAUUUAAUGUCAUUUCUCGAAGAAUUGAGAAGUGAGGUUUGUGAAAUGAUGCCUCUGGUUUCCUUAGUGCAAGACUUUGUGAAAACUAAAUUUCAAUGGAUCAACAGAUAUUUCAUUAGAAGUUUUUGUCCUGUUACUUUUAUAUCUCUACAUCACUUAAUUGUAUGAAAAGUAUGUUGUUUCUCCAUUGAAAAAAGAGGCACUGUAUCUGUGAUAUCAAAACUCACACGUGAAAUAAACAAUUUUUUUUAGAAUGAAA